Momordica charantia (bitter melon) is the source of this 3286-nucleotide messenger RNA. Lineage: Eukaryota; Viridiplantae; Streptophyta; Magnoliopsida; Cucurbitales; Cucurbitaceae. The record is from RefSeq and is a predicted model, not a curated record.
AAGACUUAAAAAAUGAUUGCUUUGAGAUCUUGGGUAGUUGCAAAUUUCUGGUUGUGAUGGUUAAUGGAAUCUAUAUUUUCUUGUUAAUGCUUUUGAGAGAGCAUAUUCAUCAUAGAGAUGUUAAGGAUCUCACAUCGAAAAGAUAAGAGACCUAAUAAGAAUUUAUAAUAGAUAUGGACUACUCCUCUCAUUGUCAAUUGGUUUCGAGAUGAAACUCCAUGAAUCUUAAUAUAAUAUCAGAGUCCAAAACACUCAAACGAGCAUCCAGUCCAAAAAUGGGAUCCGACCAAGAUUGGUGAAUCCAAAAGAGACACCGUCUUGAAGGAAUAUGUUAAGGAUCCUACAUUGUAGCCAAUUGGUUUUGAGAUGGAACUCCGUGAAUAUUAAUAAGAGAUUGGUUGCACCUUUUGGUUUGUGUGUAGAUAGUAAAUUUUUAACUGCAUCUUUUAAUGCUAAAUAGUUUGAUCUUGUUAAAAAAAUCUUUUACAAUGACGUUGAAAUUUGGAUCUAAUGUUAAGAAUCACUAGAUUUGUUGACAUACAAUACAAGGCUCGCCCUUCUUUUCUUCUUUCUUUCUUUGCUUCUGACACUCAUAUGUAGGUUUUCAGGUAGAAACACCCUUUCUAUUAUUUAUGAUUAGAGGAAAUUACGAGGAGCCAAGGGACAAUUAGAGAGCUCUAGAAGAUAUUAUAAACAAUUGGUUAUUUACUUGUGGAAUAAUCACUAAAAGGUUGAUUUAUUUGCACUUACAUUAAUGCUUUUAAUGUUAAAUGUGCUACAUAAUAUAACUUAAUCAAGCUGAUUACAUGUAGCAGUGACUUUGAGUCAUUUUAAAGCUGAUUUUUAACAUCCAAUUACUAUGAUGUAGUUCUCAAGGGGUCUCAAGGUGAAGGCAUAAAUUUUAGGAGUGAUGCUGAUGACACAGAUAGAGGAUGCAUCUUUAUUUGGCCAGGAUGAUUCCCCUGACCUACUUGACAUUCUUGAAUGGGCCAAGGUUCUAUAAAAAUUAACAAUUGUGCUUUUGUAGGUGGCUUUCUUGCCAUUGUCUUUAAUAAUUAAAUUUAUUUGAAUUUACAUGAAAAUAAGAAUGGAUCAUUGUAAAUCAUAUGAGUAUUACCAGCAAUACCCUGUUAGGGGCCAUAUCUAUUAAGUUUCAACCUUUGGAGCACAUGCAUCCCAUGGACAUCCCAUGGAGUAUUAUAGAUCAAGUGAAACGAUUCUACAUGUUGCUGGCUUGACCGUCAAUCCAGGAUCAUGUAGUACAAGUCUUGAAUUGGCUUAGACAAUUUUAUUAUUACUUUUUCAGGAUUAAUGAUGGCCUCAUAUGUGGUAUGAUAAGCUUUGAGGUUCUUGUCAAAGUCUCUUCCAAGACAUAUCUUGUUUGAUUCCUUGAUUUAGCCUCAUUUCUAGUCAAUUUUCAGGCACAAGGUGCUCUCAUGGUAGAUGAGGAAGCAAUUUCCUUAUCAAUAACUGUCGCAAGCAUUUUUGGUUCUUUAUUAUGCAUGGAGCAUGUAAGUUUAUUAUAUCAGUUUUAGCUGGAACACUGCUAGAUAAGUAGAUUGUGAUAAUUUGUUUCAAUUUGGUACGUGAUUUCUCUUGCAUCAUCUUUGUUCUGGUCCAAUGAUAAAUAAGGGCUGAUUGUUGUGUUUAAUUUGGUUGUUAUUUAUUUAUUUAUUUUUCUCUUCAUACACCUAUAAGGUAUUUAAGUUGGAUGGGAGAAUAAUUCAUGUACAACAUGCAGGGUAUCCUAUCUGCUUUAGUUUUAUUUUAUCGAUUAUCCCUAUAAUUCAUCCCUACACAAUGGCAAAGCUUGCUAAUGCCAAUAUGAUUAGUAAUCUCUGGUAUAUUUUCAUGAGAUAUUAUAUUUCUCUUGUUUUGGAGGAUAUUUUUGUUUAUUGGCUUCUGAACAUAUCAAUUGUUAUCAAUCAUAAAUAUAAACAGUCAGAUUUUACCGAAGGACAUGCUGGAUUUUUUGGGAUGCGCUUGUUCCUUACGUAAUAAGUAUUUGAUUUUUAGCUGUUUACUACAGCUAUUUCUGGUGAUUUUUCUAAUUGAUUACUAAUGGAAACUUUUGAAUAGGUUGAUACGAAGAAUAAACUAGAGAAGUACAGUCAAAGUUAACAAAUGCCAUUCUGGUUGAUGUUAACAACAACCAGGUCAAGGCCCUAACAGUGCCUCAACUACCUAAAUAAAGGAGUUAUUCUCAUCAUUAAGAUUGUAUCAAGCAAAGCCAGUCGGAGAAAGUUAUUUGGGAGGAAAGAGGCCUGAAUGCACUGAUGUGCAGGUUGAAGCCACCGAUGUUUUCUUAGAAGUGCAACGGUUGUACUUGGGCCUUCUUUGCUCUGGCCUCCAUUCACAAUACAGUUACAAAAUCCAAUGACGAUAAGAAGCAGAAGGAGAAGGAGAAGCAGGAGUGGGAGUGAUUUAUAUUUUUGAGAAGAAAAAAGAAAAGAAUGGAGGGGGAGACAUUCUCAAUCUCAGGAGGAGCGGUGGGCAAUGGAAGGGCGAUUGAUGGGAAAAUGGUGCAGACUUUUCAGAAGAAGUUGGUUGAAGUUGAGAAAAUUUUGGACCAAAACAGAUUGCUGAUCAACGAAAUUAACCAAAACCAGGAGUCGAAGAUGGCCGACAACCUGGGCAGAAACGUGGGUCUCAUCCGCGAGCUCAACAACAACAUCAGAAGGGUUGUGGAUUUGUACGCCGACCUCACCAAAUCCAUGGAACCCGACGCCAAGCCUGGCUACAAGCGGAACCGACCUCCUCCUUCUCCUCCAUAACAAUAAUUUCCCAGAUUGUGUGUUUCCCUGUCCCCUGGAUCUAAUUCAAAAAUUAAGCUUAUAUUUGGUAGUCUAUUUGCUCAGACAGAACUUGGAAUUACUGUAUUUGUGUUUUCUUUUUCAAACUCCCUUGGUCUCUGUGAACUGUGAAGAAGAAGAUGGCAGCUUUGGAUGGUGUUUUUGGUUCGCACCCAUUGGCCAUUCCCACCACAACAACAGAAUCUCAGAAAUCUGAAAUACAACUUUGACUGGGUCAGCUCAGCUGGGUCAGGGUGGGAUUGGGAAGGUUAAAAACACACACACACACACCACUAUACUUGUAAAGAUACAGACAGACAAGUAAAACAGUGACACCCAACAACAUGACACAGGGUCCCCAAGCUUCUCACUGUUGGGUUGGAUUUGGAUUUUGGAACUCACCUUCUCCAUACUUAUCCCCUCCUAUUCUUUUUCUUUCUUUCUUUUCUCCAUACUUCUAUUCAUAAUGCUAAUACUAAAAAUCUUAGCAUCAA